This is a messenger RNA of Cladophialophora yegresii CBS 114405, 1041 nucleotides long. RefSeq lists its product as uncharacterized. The transcript has 2 exons. Lineage: Eukaryota; Fungi; Ascomycota; Eurotiomycetes; Chaetothyriales; Herpotrichiellaceae. Bases 1 to 1041 code for a protein of 346 amino acids. The record is from RefSeq and is a predicted model, not a curated record.
AUGCCGGUGAAGCAUAUUGAGUGUUCUGGAACGCCUUAUGAAAUCGGUUAUCUGCACGGUCAGGGAGCUAAAACCGAGGUACACGGCAGUAUCGCCUUUUAUGGAGCGUUUUUCAAGCAAAGAACAAAGCUGGCAUGGCCAGAGGUCCGUGAAGUGGCUCGUCGAUUCGUUCCAUUCAUCGAGUCGUCGUACCCAGAAUAUGUGGAGGAGAUGCACGGCGUCGCUGAUGGCGCCGGAGUGGACCUCGAAUCGAUCGUCGCACUGAAUGUGCGCACUGAAAUCGCCUAUGGCAUGUUGAGCGAUGGCUGCACGGCCUUGUCCUGGAAGACGUCAGAUGCCAGUUUUCUUGCCCAGAAUUGGGACUGGAACUUCGAGCAGACGCCGAAUAUCAUCUGUCUGUCAAUCAAGCAACCUCCCAAGGCAAAUAUCCACAUGAUGACCGAAGGCGGCAUCAUUGGCAAGAUUGGCCUCAACUCUGCUGGAGUGGGCGUCACGCUGAACGCUAUACAGGCGCCUGGCGUAUCCUAUGAUAAGCUUCCAUGCCAUCUUGCGCUCAGGACAGUUCUGGAUAGUGCUUCUAAAGAAGCUGCGGCGGAUGCUCUGCGCAAGACAGGCGUCGCUUCGGCCUGUCAUAUCACAAUUGCUGAUUCCUCCAGCGGUGGAAUUGGCUUCGAAUGCACAGCUCUCGACAUAAUCGAGAUGCCCAUGGAAACUGACGGUCAGCUGCCGGGGACUUGUACCCACUCGAAUCAUCUGAUCAAGAAGCACAAGGUGGAGGGAACUUUGUUCUUGAACGACUCCCCUUUCCGCCUUGAUCGCAUUCAGGAAUUGAUGCGAACCGCUGACAAGCCAUCGAUGGAGAAGAUUAGUGAAAUGUUGAAAGACGACAAGAACUACCCUACCGCGAUCAACAGGGCUGUCGGUGAGAAGAGUACCAGCCAGACAUUGUUUUCAAUUGUCAUGGACCUGAGAAAAGGGUUCGCACGAGUCAAGAUGGGUCGGCCAACAGAAGACGGGGAGGUCUUUGAGCUGAAGCCGUGA